GGGGAGAAAGUUGGUUGACUUGCGGAGAGGUGAAGCCUUCCGGUGGCUCCCACUCCACUUUGCACUGGAGACCUUCAGUCUGCCCGAAGCUGGAGGAUGGAGACAGAGCUGCUGCCCGAGCUCCCAGCAAUGCCCCUCGGGGGGAAUGGGAGCGCCCAGCUGGUGCCAGACACAGCCCCGCUGCCCCCGGGGAGGGGCACGGCCAUGUUCACCAUCCGCUGCGUGAUCCCCUCGCUUUACCUGCUCAUCAUCACGGUGGGCUUGCUGGGCAACAUCACCCUCAUGAAGAUCUUCAUCUCCAACAGCGCCAUGAGGAGCGUGCCCAACAUUUUCAUCUCCAGCCUUGCUGCCGGUGAUUUGCUGCUGCUAGUGACCUGCGUGCCUGUGGAUGCCUCCCGGUAUUUCUCCGAGGAGUGGCUCUUUGGGGAGGUGGGCUGCAAGCUCAUCCCUGCCAUCCAGCUCACCUCCGUUGGUGUCUCUGUCUUCACCCUCACUGCCCUCAGUGCCGACAGAUACAAAGCAAUUGUAAAUCCCAUGGACAUCCAGACCUCCAGUGCAGUGCUAUGGACCUGUCUUAAAGCCGUUGCCAUUUGGGUAGUCUCCAUGCUCCUAGCAGUUCCUGAAGCAGUGUUCUCCGAACUGGCCCACAUCAAUGACACGGAUAAUGCCACAUUCACAGCAUGCAUACCAUACCCCAUGACAGACGACAUGCACCCGAAGAUCCAUUCUGUGCUGAUUUUUCUUGUGUAUUUCCUUAUCCCUCUUGCCGUUAUUAGUAUUUACUACUAUCAUAUUGCAAAGAGUUUAAUAAAAAGUGCUCACAACAUCCCUGGAGAAUACAGUGAGCACUGCAAAAGACAGAUGGAAACUCGGAAACGUCUGGCAAAAAUUGUUUUAGUUUUUGUUGGCUUCUUUGCUCUCUGCUGGUUCCCUAACCACGUGCUAUACAUGUACCGAUCUUUUAAGCACAAUGAGAUUGAUCCGUCGACAGGACAUAUGGUUCUUACCUUAGUGGCCCGAGUGUUAAGCUUCUGCAACUCUUGUGUCAACCCAUUUGCACUGUAUUUUCUCAGUGAGAGUUUUAGAAGACAUUUCAACAACCAGCUUCGCUGCAGGAGGAAAGUUCGGCAAGAGAGAUCUGCCAGCUACUUGCGCAACUCUUCUGCCAUUCAGAUGGCUUCCCUGAAAAGCAAUACCAGGAACACAGUGACUAGCAUGACACAACUGAAUGGGCACAACUUGAAACAAGAAAUGUCGUUAUGAUUUAAUAGGUG
Messenger RNA from Athene cunicularia (burrowing owl), 1274 nucleotides. It is a transcript of the gene NMBR, whose product is annotated as neuromedin B receptor. NCBI's taxonomy places the organism in Eukaryota, Metazoa, Chordata, Aves, Strigiformes, Strigidae. Gene Ontology annotation, biological process: bombesin receptor signaling pathway. Gene Ontology annotation, molecular function: bombesin receptor activity. The transcript has 3 exons. Gene Ontology annotation, cellular component: membrane. The record is from RefSeq and is a predicted model, not a curated record. Bases 97 to 1263 code for a protein of 388 amino acids.